Messenger RNA from Thecamonas trahens ATCC 50062, 1654 nucleotides. RefSeq lists its product as uncharacterized. Lineage: Eukaryota; Apusomonadida; Apusomonadidae. The transcript has a single exon. The record is from RefSeq and is a predicted model, not a curated record. Bases 39 to 1565 code for a protein of 508 amino acids.
CACUCACUCACCCACCACAUUUGGUGCUUGGGGGGACCAUGCCGUCUGCUACGGCACUCACCUCGGGGAUGGCCCUCGUCCUUGCCGUCGUCCUUUGCCUGGCUGGCUGGUGCGCUGGCAACCAGAGCGAGUUCGUCCUCUCGGUUGGCAUGGAAGUGGAGCACUCUAUCUCGCCACAGAGUCCUCGACGGUUUCGGCUGAGCUAUACUGCGGCUCACACUUGGUUUUGCGUCUCGGCUAUGGUUGAUCUCUCUCCUCAUCAUGCCCACAUGGCUUUGUACUGGUCGCCCAACUCGCUUCCUGAGGAUGGCUAUGCCGCUGCUGCGGCUGGAUCGGGUUCCGGCACGGCUGCUGUCGUGUGCGGGGAUACGGUCGCAGGCGCUCCAUCGCCACCUACUGCGUAUUUAGUGCUGGAGACAAGAGUGGUUGACGGCUCGCAGCCUGAUGCUGAUGUCAAGGUCGCCCUACUGGCGGUGUCUGGCGUGGGUCCGCGCCCGGGCCUAGGCCGUAGCCUCGAUCUUGCGCUUGCUGACGGAGUGGCCGACUCGGGCGCGGCGUUUGGUACUGAGCUUGCUGCCUCGCUCCGGUUUGCGCCAUCGCCCAACGAGGCCGCGGUUGCCGAGUACUGGGUCUUCUACGGCCCACUCUAUGCCACUCAUCUGAUAACCGGCGGCCCGCUGACGCUCGCGCAAGCUGCGGCGCGCGGAACUCCUGGCGGCGACAUGCUCGCGCUGUGGCGGGCGGCAAACACAGGUAGUGAGCUCGCAGAUGUUGCCGGCAACUUUACUCGGGUCGUGGUGAGCCCGGCGUGCGCCUCACGGCCAGUGUCGUGCCAAUACUCGGUCCCGGUGACGCUCGCGGCCGGCACUGCCAAUCUGGCCGCGGUAGUGGUGGUGCCCGGACCGAGCGCCGCUGCCGGCUCCGACUACGUGGCGGCGGCCGCAUAUGUGACUGCGGCGUGCACCUCGCGGUCUGCGGUCGCCUCGUAUGGAGGGUGCCGGCCUGAGGAGCUGGCGUCGUCGCCGCGGUCGAGCCCGUCAGCCAACGCCGCCGCCGCUGCGUGGAUCUGGUUCCUCAUUGUCGUAGCGUUGGUUUUUGUGGGCGUAAUGGCCUUUGUUAUGGGCCGGACGACAUACAUUCGCUGGCGCCGCCGCCGCCGGAUGCAGGCCCGCGCCCGCGCCCGCGCCCGCGGCGAGCACGAGGCUGGGCCCGGAAGCGACGGCCUGCUCGGCAAGUCUGGCCGCAAGCAAGUCCACGCCGAUUUUGACAACACGCCCGAGUGGAUGUGGCAGAAGACCGAGUACGACAAGAACAUGUACGCCAUCGGCCACGAUCCGGCCGCCGAAGGCGUUCCGCGCCUCCGGGUCGUCGACUACGAGGCCGCCGACGGCAAAAAGGCGCGCGACCGCUCCAAACGAGAUUCCAGAGCUGUAACGCCGCAGGCACUCGCCUCUGCGCCCGAGCUCUCGACCUCGUCGACCUCACACUCGUCGCGCUCGUCGCGCUCGUCGUCGUACUCGGACUACGGUGGCGAGUACUCGUACUCUUCGACGUCGAGCUCGUGAACGCUGUCAGGUCCGCGCCAGAUGGCUAAUAAUGUCAACCCAGUCGUGGCCGCGCGGACGCUCGCCGGCAAUAAAGUCCAUGCCCUUGA